Messenger RNA from Aspergillus saccharolyticus JOP 1030-1, 1151 nucleotides. RefSeq lists its product as uncharacterized. Bases 1 to 948 code for a protein of 315 amino acids. The record is from RefSeq and is a predicted model, not a curated record. Lineage: Eukaryota; Fungi; Ascomycota; Eurotiomycetes; Eurotiales; Aspergillaceae. The transcript has a single exon.
AUGGCCACUAACUCCCCGACUCCCGAACCCCCAGCGCCAACCUACACGACCCAUACCUGCGUAGUCCACAUCCCCCCGGUCGUCGCCGAACCCUUGGAACCCACCACGCGGUCCUGGCAGUACUGGGGCGACGAGGCCAUCCGCGACGCGAUCACCGCCGCGCAGGGACGCGCGGGGUCCGUCGACGCCCGCACGACGGCGCAGAUAUGGGUGCAGAUCCUCACCCGGUUCCUCUCGCUCACCUUCCACAGCAACGCGGUUCCCCCAUGGCUGGCGCAGCAGCAGCAGCGACAGCAACACCGACUCCGACGCUACCAGCUCGUCAGCAAGCAGUUCACCGACCGCGCCACCCAGGAGCCCCUGGGGUACGAGACGGUCGAGCUCAGCUGGCUGCCCGACACCGCGCAGACAGGAGGCGGUCCCGAAGAAGAAGUGAUGAUGAUGCAGAUCACCUGUUACGGGCGGCCGCUGGACCGGCCGGAGCUGCACAUGAAGCAUCAGCUGGAGACCCGGCUCAUGAACAUGCAGCCCCCGGGGAGCCAUAGCGUGCGGCAGGGCAAGGCGCUGCUGGCGAUGGCGAACGGGGCGGAGGUCUGGUUCCAGACGCACGGGUGGCGUGGGAACGCCGCCCCUGAGGAUCCGGAGCAGUACGUGCCAGAGGGCGCGCAGGUUCUGUCCCUGGAGGCGGAUCGCCUGCGGGUCGAGAGGUCGCUGCGUCAGCUGCGCUAUCGGCUGCUGCGGCGCGCGGAGGAGUCUUCUUCCUACUUGGACAGUGACUCGAGCAGCGACGGUCAGGAAGCACCGCGUGCGCCCCUGCAUAGGAGAAGGAACGCGAUGACUGCGGCGCGGGAUAUGACCGUUGUGUGGCCUCGAAAUCUGUUCCCGGACACGGAAAUAGCGAGGGAGGGAAAUGGGUCGGGGUCUGGAGAGGUGUCGGAAGAGGAAUGAGUAGCAAGCAUUCCUAGGUACUUAGUGCCUGGCGAGCAAGUUAUUCAUCGUGCUGAAUGCUUUGUGAACUGCUCAAGCCGCCAUUCCAGAUUGAUUCGUGCGCGACCUUGGAGUAGUCACUAGGCUGUUUACUUGCUUGGAUACAGGCUUGGUAGAUGUCCCGGUGGGUCUGUGUUAGAUGACAAAUAUAGUAAAAAAGAAAC